Molecule: messenger RNA, 2330 nt
Organism: Melitaea cinxia (Glanville fritillary)
Lineage: Eukaryota; Metazoa; Arthropoda; Insecta; Lepidoptera; Nymphalidae
Product: oocyte zinc finger protein XlCOF6-like
Exons: 11
Coding region: 46-2181 (711 amino acids)
Cellular component (GO): nucleus
Molecular function (GO): zinc ion binding
Source: RefSeq, a predicted model, not a curated record
AACUGUUCAUUCUUUAACAAAUCCAAAACCAAAUCUAAACUAAAUAUGACCAGUCAAAACAAUCAAAAUAUUGAAUCAACUGAUGACUUAGAAAACUCAAUACCCUUGACUGCAAUCGUUGACAUCAAUCAAUCUAAAGUUAGAAAUAAAGAUAUAAAAUACCUCUGUCGAGCUUGUCUUAUGGCAGAAAAAAAUAUGGUUUCACUAGCGACUAUGAUUGAAGAUGAAAGUUUGGCUGAUAUGUUUACAUCCAUAUCUUCUAUUAAAGUUAAUUUUGAUGAGAGUCUUCCAUUUCAAAUAUGUGCAUCGUGUCAGCAAGAUGUGAUUCAUUGCUAUAAUUUCCAGCUUAAAUGUAGAAAGACUGAUGACAUUUUAAGGUCCUUAAGGAAAAAAGGUUUUAGUAAUAUACAUUAUAUUCACAAUACCAGGGAAUUUGAUAAAGCAGAUACAAGAACACAAACAAUUAUUAAUGAUGUUUUAGAAGCAAAACAAGAUCUUCCAAAUAAAGUAAAAGACAGUGUUACGAAUGACAAUGAAAUAAAAAUAGAGUCCAACAUAAAGUUUGAAAUAAAUGCAGAACAUGAAGAUAUAGAAUAUUUGGAAGAUGAUUUUUUUUAUGAAAGCAAUUGCGAUAAAGGUGAAGACGAUCAGAGACGAGGAGUUAUAAAAAACAUUCCCUUCACAUUACAGACCUUUUUAAAGUCAAAAACAUUGAAAACGCACACCAAAAAGUGUCAUAUUGGAAAAAUAAGUAAGCCAUACAACUGUAGCCAGUGCAAGGAGUCAUUUAACUCUGAAAAUGAUCUCCAUAUCCAUUCAGCUUUACAUGUCAAGGGUACUAACUGGAUGUGCAAUCAAUGUUUUAAGACAUUUAAUGAAAGGAACAGAUUCAGACGUCACAUCCGGCGUCAUAUGGAGUCACAGCGGUUCGCUUGCGAGGUGUGCAGCAAGACGUUCGCGGAGCUGAGCGCGCUGCGGCGGCACUCGCGCGUGCACACCGGGGAGAAGGUCGAGAAGAAGUACCAGUGCGCCGUGUGUGAGAAGAGGUUCGUGGACAGCAGCCAGCUGGCGGCGCACUCGUCGCGGCACACGGGCGUGCGGCCGUGCGCCUGCGCGGACUGCGGCAAGGCCUUCCCGUCGCGCCGCCUGCUCGCCUCGCACCGCCUCGUGCACGACGACCUCAAGCGCUUCGCCUGCGCCUACUGCGACAAGCGGUUUCGUCACGAGUCUACUCGAAACACGCAUCACAGAACGCAUACAGGCGAGAAGCCUUACGUGUGCUCGAUAUGCGGCAAGACCUUCAUACAAAGCUCCAAUCUUAAGCUGCAUAUGCGCACACACACCGGUGAAAGGCCAUACACGUGUGAUAUUUGCGAUCGCAAAUUUACAUCUGGUUCCUCGCUGACGAGUCACCGGCGCACGCACACCGGGGAGAAGCCUUACAGUUGUCAUAUUUGCGGCAAAAGGUUCGCGCGCACGGACAUGCGCACGCACCUGCGGCAACACUCGGGCGAGCGCCCGUUCGCGUGCUGCGUGUGCGCCAAGACGUUCGUCAACGCGGCGCGCCUGCGCGACCACCACCUCACGCACACCGGUGAAACCAAAUACGAGUGUGCGAUUUGUAACGAAAAAUUUAAGAAGAAAUGUUAUUUAGCGAAACAUAUCAAGAACCACGAUAAAGAUAAGAAAAAUAAAGAAAAAAACAUCUUAAUAGUUCAGCAAGUACCAAUUGUAAUGGAUAAUAAUAUAAUUUACACCAACAACACUCCUAACGAAAUUAUCGUGAGCAGUACUGGGGAAUCAAACAAUGAUAAUAAUGACAAUAAAGAUGUAACAUUGGUUGAAGAAGUCCCGCUAGAAGUGUCCGGGGAACUAGUGCUACAAGAUGACAGUGACGUGAAAGCAGAACUUGUGGUAGUCAGUGUUGGACAAAAUGAUGUAAAUUACCAAGAACAAAUACAUCUAAACAAUACAAAUCAUUUAAAUUACGACAAUCAAAAUAUAAAUCAUAAUUUAGUGGCCAUUAAUGAGAACAAUGUAAACAUUAAUGAUUCUGAGUCGGUUGUGGAGGAAAGUGCGGUGAAAUUGUACCAGUUAGACCAAAGUCUAGUUCAAAUACAGACAUCUGGUAGUCAUAUAACUAUUCGAAAAAUUACCAGUAAAAUGACAACUAAUUUUUAAGUGAAUAUGGUAUGGUAAUCAAGUUAUUUAUUUCAAAUGAGUAAUUUUUAAGGUAAUUUACCCAUUGCCAAAGAAAUCCUAUUGCUAAAACUGUGCUGUCUCUCCUCAUGAAACAAACGUAAUUGUAACAGAUAUAAAGUAUACUUAUU